CCUGGAAUGCACGAAGUUCUCCAGUCCCCGCCCCAAGGUGGGCAGAUGUAUUAAGAGGCUUGGAGGGGCUGCACGCGGGUGUUGUUGUUUUGCUGUGUGUGGGGCGCCUGCCAGCCGCUCGGAGUUGAGUGGCCAUGAUGGGUUCUUCUAUGAUGAGCCAACAGGCAGGACCACCAGAUAGCAAAGAAGCUCCUUCCAGAAGGGUAGAACAAGCUAGAGUAUCUCCAUGCCUCGUGCCAGACUCUGAAACUGUUGCUAGAAGAUGGACAUGGCAAAUGGUCCUGUUCAUCACCCCACUUCUUCUGGCCAGCACUGCUGCAUACGGUGAAGGAUAUUCAAUGGCAUCUUACCAGACCCCACCUGGCACUCAACCAACAUUUUCGGACUCCUUGCCUCUCCAGAACUCAACAGAUGGGUGGCCUAGGGCUAAACGAGAUUCCCAAAGCCACUCUGCAGAGGGCCAUCCAGGGUUGCACUCUGUAGGGGGAGAGCCGUCCUCCAGAAACACAUUGGCUAACUUGGUAGGCGCUACAGAUCAGUUAAACCAGGUCUCUGGCAGCCUUGAGCCGAAGGUUGAUGACCAAGGACUUCCGAGCAGCACUGAUUCUCCUGUCUUGCAGAAGAACAAGUACAGCUCCACAGGUCUGAACCUUGCAACUUCCCCCUCACCUGGUGCAUUCACUGAACCUACAGGUAUUUCUCCUAAGCUUUCUUUGAAGGGAUUUGAGCAAUCUGAAAUCAACAUGACGGCUUCUUCUCUUGUGUUGCAAGCAGUGGAAACCAGAGUAAUAGAACUAGCAAAUACUAUGGAUGCCCUUCCUACACUUUCCCAGGCAUCACCCUCUCCAGAUAUUCAUAGUUGCUUCCCCUUGGCUCUGCAUACCGUGCAUCAAAUGACACUUGCCAAAGAAACCUUUCCAAAUACAGUUUCCACUCUGGACCAACCUGCUUCUGCCACCAUCUUGACUUCAGAAAAGCCAUCCAUUUCUGAACGACUCACAGAGGAUCUGCAUGGACCACAGCUGUCUUCAGCCCAAAUAGGUCAUGGUAUUGUACAUGCUGAUGGAAGCCCUAUUGCUCCCACCCAGGCUGACAUUCUUGGUUAUGGCACUUCUAUCAGCCCACCCACAUAUUUAAAAUCUGAAAGUCCCACGAUGCUGGGUACUAGUCAUCCAGAUCUGAGGUCUCCUGUGGGAACAAUUCCUCCUAGUAUAACGGGUGAGGGAAUGAAAUUCUUCAGCUCAGGUAAUGUGGUAGCCAUCCGUCUCUCUCGAACGUCUGAGCCACAUGCUCCUGCUAACGUUUUGACUGGCUCACCACCUACACAGCCUGCUAACAGAACUCCAAAGACCCUCUUCCAACAGAUGACUGCAUUUGUUGGCUGGGAACUUGGAUCUACCAAGAAGCCUUCUGCAACAGCAGCUCUUCCUGAAACUCUGUCCCAUCCUUCCAUCCAGCAGGCAUCUACUCACUCCUCUGAGCCUCCAGUUCAUGUUACGCUCCGUGAUGGAACAUUAGCAGACUUCACGAACUCAGGAAAGACCAGAGGAGUUUCCAGUCAUUGGCUCCUGGAGCCCCGAAGCAUCAACAAGUCAUCCCAGCAUGAGCCUGUUCCCUCAGCAGUGUCUCCUAAUCCUUCUGCAACUGCUGGAGCCCAUGCUUCCUUUGAGGACUACACAGAGAGUCCUAGGCGAUCACGUGCUCAUUCUGGAGUCUCACCUAGCCAUGGUCUCUCACCUGUAGUUGCUCUGAUGAGCUCUUCCAUCCAGCCCUCCAUGACCAAGUCUACCAUGCAGGGCUCUCAAUGGACAAAUGCCACUUCUCAGUUGCUUUCUGGUCGCACUCGUUUGCCUGUAACUAAGUCUUCCACUGACAUGACUGAUAGCAGCCAGCUGGCAGAAGGCACGGUUAUGCUUCUUCCUCAUUCCUCUGCAGUUGGGAUGCCAGACUUGAGUCUUUCUCUGACCACAACACCACUUGAACCUGAUACAGUGGCUGUUGGCACACUUACAAAGCCCAUACUUCUCGAACACCAGCAUUCUGUACCGAGACAGCAGAUCACAAGCUCAGAUUCUACUUCUCUGGAUGUGACACUCUCAUACUACAGCACAACUGAGGAGCCCAAGGAUUCCUCGGUAACCGAGACUAUGCUAAGCAUCCCCAAAGUGGAGGGAUCUAAGCAAGCCCUGAAGGAUGAGGCCUCUUCUGUAGAAGAGGAACAUCGUGGUCCUGAUGAAGCUUCUAGACACACCACGGUUGCAAGUAGCACAAUCAGCCCUGGCCCCUACUUGCUAGAUGCCCAGGCUUCAAGUCUCCCUCCACUGCACACAAUCUAUCCCAGAAGUGACACAUUUGGGUAUAACGUUCUCUAUACCAAUAGGACAUCUAUUGGCAAAUCAGAAGCUAGUUCAUUGGAAGCAAUAACAAAUGCUGCUAGUUAUGGGGAGCUGAUGGAGACUGGGCACCCUGCAAGGAAGGAAGAAACUUGGGCAGAUGCUCAAGUGAUCUCUACAUCCUCCUCUGAGUUCCCAUCUAUAGCUGCAGGAGGGGCUCCAACAACAGAACUGGCCUCUGGCUUGAUUUCUGCAGAGCCCACAGCACAGGAGCAAUUCCCCUGGCCUAGACAAAGAAGUGGAGCAAUGUGGUCGCCUCCAGAUCCCACCUCUUUUGCCAGCCUCACACGGAUGUCCAAAGAAUCCUUUGAGCUCCAAACUAGAGUGUCUGCCCCAAAGAUGGUUCGCCCUACUACUGUGGACACUGCGACAGCAGGAAGCCCUGGCCUUCCAUCUCGCUCGUACUUGGACUUGGCAGGGAUUACCGAGCCCAUGGGAUCCCCCCCUGCCAGAAUGGAACAUACUGAGCUAGUCAUGGGAAACUCCACCACCGGCAUGGCAAGAGAGCUUUUCAGUGUGACUCUCCCUGAACGGAAGGUUGCCCUUCCAACACCCUGGCAUGCUACAGCAGUCCCUGCCAACAUAACGGAGCCGGGAAGCCUGUCAGUCCCUCCAGGCCAUGGCUCUGCACCUACGAGACCUACAUUUGUUGACUCGGCUAGAAGUGGUAGUCCUGAAUCAACAUUCAACAAACACAUGAAGUAUACAGAGGACCUGAUCAGUAGAAAAGAGUGGAGGGUGUAUACCAGCAACCUGCUGUCCAGUACCUUGAGUUCAGAAGCACCAAGGCCUGAUCUGAAAGCUGCAACCUCUUCAACGGUGGCUGCUACAACCUACAGAACACCAUUUCUACCCUCAUGGGCCCCUGAAGCUCACUCCAAUAUCUCACAUAUAACUAUGCUGGAGACUGUCCCGGUGCCGUCUACUGCUGUCCCGGUGCCGACAAGGAGGACUUUUCCUGAUGGACCAAAGUCUACCAUAAGAACAGCUUGUAGCAAUGGUGCUUGUCAUACAAGAGAGAUCUUGGUGUCCAUCACUCCACCUCAGAGUACAUCGGCUCAGUUGCCAGCUACUUCCCAGCAACUGACUAGAAAGGUCUUGGUUAGUACAGUGGGAUCAGCAGAUGCCAAGAACAUGACUGCUGGAUUCUCCACCAAGGUGGCCAGGCCAAAGGGAACCAACACCACAGUACUGCUAGCCAGUAUGACGCCAGGGACUGUAACUGAAGAUGGCCACACUUCCAAAUGGCCAGUAUCUCAGUUCAAGACUUCAGCACUGAGCCAGUCCACUGGGGGAGAGGAUUCGACUCCCAGUAGGCCUCCAUCACCUAUUCUGAUGCUGCCUCUACGGUUUCGUCUCACCAGGAUUGAUUAUACAGAAUCCUUGGGGAACAAGUCCUCUGAAAGCUACAAGAAGGUGGAGAAGGAAGUGAAACUCACUCUAAACAAGAUGCUAUCUACCUAUAGGAGCUUCCUUCAGAUAAACAUUAUCCGCUUCUCGAAUGGCUCCGUGAUUGUUGAGAGUGAGGCUGUUUUCCAGGGCGGCGAAGGCCUUGUUCCUACACCAUCUGAUCUCAUCCGUACUAUUGUAACAGAAGUAGGCGAACGGGAAAGGGACUCCUUCUUUGAGUGGAGAGUGGAUCUGAAAUCUCUUUGGUCGAACGGUUUCAGUUUGAAGAACCUAGAACCCGAGAGGCUGACUGUCUCCUUCACUGUUCUGGGGCUGGGAUCCAUUGCAGCGUUUGGUGGCUUGAUCAACUCGGAACCUUUGGAAUUGCUGAGGAAUGAGGUGAUCUUGGUGCUUGGAGCUCAGUAUGAAGUGCAGAAUUUCUCACUUGUCACAGUUGGGAACAUCCAAGGUGACCUACACAUAAGAGGAGAAGCCUACAUUAAUACAUCUACUCAUGUGGAUAUUCGAUGGGCUCUAGAAGCAUUGAGGGGACUUGCAAACUACUCAGUGGACCUCUCCUCUCUUUCCAUUAAUGGGUCAAGGCUGAGUCUGCAGGUCUUUCCAUUCUCCUUCUUGGUAACCAACAAAAUGGUCAAUGAGGAGCUUAUGGAUCGCUCUUCUGUGCAGCACAAGACCCUCGCCAGGGAUCUCUCGGAUGUGCUAAUGCGUAUACUGAGGAAGUACAAAAAUCUCCUGCAAGUGGCCAUUCGAGAAAUUAGGGGUGGCUCCUUGCUAUGCCAUGGAGACGUGAUAUUUCAGCAUCCUGCUCCAACAAGUAAAGAGAUCCUGCAGACACUCGCUCUUUCAGUUGGGCCAAAAGAUUACCUGGCUGCAUCGAGCCUUCAGGUGGACCCCUUCUCUUUUACAGUAGCAGGUGAUGGGCUGGAGCCCCCCUUCCCAAAUCCUGGCAUCCCUGGCUAUGGUGUCGCCCUCAUUGUUCUCUGUGCUCUUGCUUUAGCUGCUUUCCCCAUCCUGGUCUUCCUGCCAAAGAUGCUUGGCCGGAAAGACAAGAUUAUCAUUAACAGACCACAUGACCCCGAAGCGGGGGUAGAAAUCAUUGAACUGGAUAACCCAACAUUUUACUCGACGAUUGAGGAGGGCCUCAGCAAAGGCACAUAUGUUUCUACAGAAGCCCUUGACUAGGAACAAAGGCUCACAAUGAAGAUGGGGGUGUCUUCUGCCAUCUGAGUUAAGCACCUUUUAACUGCCGCUGCCAUCUCUGUCCAAAUGCGAGUUGCUGACAACCAAAUGCCUCUACUGUGGACUCCUAAAACUGUGAAGGCCCACAAGUUCACCAUGCUUCUCUGCUUAAAGACCAGUAUCGGGCCACGGUCUUCAUCUUGAAUAAAACUGGAGGGCUGUAGAUGUGUCUAACUUGAGUGUGUAAUGGCUUCCCUUUGUACAUGCCACAAUUAACAAGACUUCUAAAUGAGAACAUGAGGUUUUAUGGAGAGGUAACUGUCCCAGAAUAAGAAUGCAAGGAGGCAGCUGGUUUGGUUCUGUUGUAGCUUCCAGGAGGGACAGCUCCAGACUUCAGUAUGCAGGUCAGGUUUUUAUAUCUUCUAACAGUGUUCAUGCUGGAGGCCUUCACUGCAAAGGUCUCUCCGCCAAAAGCAGUCCUUUUUAUUGGUUGAAUCUUUUUUUAAAAAAUGAGUCUUAAGCAUUUCUAUUUGUGUCUAGAGUAUGUAGCAGCUUGUUGCCUUUCGAUAACUUGCAUGGAAAACUGGCUUCAUUUUGUGUGUAUGUGUUGCGGGGGGGUGUCCGUUUGGAGACUUGACUCUGAAAUAUGUGAUCAACUUCUCAGAUGUUCAGCAAAUUGAGAGCAUCUUCAGCACAACACAGCCUGGCCUGGUGCAUGAAAACUGUAGCAAUUUUUUAGAAUGUGCAUCACUCGGCUCUUUCCUUACCUGGUGUGUCUUGCUUUGUAUGAAGAACAUGGAACGGACUCUUCCUGGAGCUGCAAAAUGAUCAGGUUCCCUGACUAGAAAGUUCCUGGGAUGAAACCAGUGCUCCCUGUAACAGAGAUUCCCAGAUGUUGUUGACUACAGCUCCCAUAAUCCCCAGCUACAAUGGCCAUUGGGAUUGAGGAUGAUGGGAGUUAUAGUUGGCAACAUCUGGGCACCAGAGUUUGAGAACUCCUUCAGGAGUAGCCAACUGGUAAUGGAGAUAUGUCUCACGCAGUUCAGGAUUGACUGGAUCCUGUGUCAGAUGUACCAUGGAAAGUAGCAAUGGUAGUAAAUCAGACUUUCAGUCAAGCAUCCCCACUUUCUUACAAUGACAUGCAACUACAGUGGUGUAGGUACCACUAAUGGCUUACUAGCUCAGUACGGUCCACUAAUGGCUUACUAGCUCAGUCAGUCUAUCCCUUCUGUAAGUUGAAUUUCAAAGGAGUGACUUUAAGUUCUACAGUGAGGCACUAACUUGCAUCUUUCCCUCCAGGUUACUUGGUAAGGUGAUGGGUGGUUUUCUUUACAGCAAAUAAGUUGAACAUGUCUCAACACAGUAUACUCUUCCCACAGGCUUGUUGCCAUGAUUGAAAUGUGUAGUAUAGACCUAAGAUGUCGUUCUAAAUAAACUGCAACAAAUUCUCUU
Hemicordylus capensis (graceful crag lizard) is the source of this 6434-nucleotide messenger RNA. RefSeq lists its product as uncharacterized. The record is from RefSeq and is a predicted model, not a curated record. NCBI's taxonomy places the organism in Eukaryota, Metazoa, Chordata, Lepidosauria, Squamata, Cordylidae. Gene Ontology annotation, biological process: visual perception. The transcript is spliced from 13 exons. Gene Ontology annotation, molecular function: hyaluronic acid binding; heparin binding. Bases 135 to 4985 code for a protein of 1616 amino acids.